Messenger RNA from Jatropha curcas, 1730 nucleotides. RefSeq names its product UPSTREAM OF FLC protein (DUF966). The record is from RefSeq and is a predicted model, not a curated record. Lineage: Eukaryota; Viridiplantae; Streptophyta; Magnoliopsida; Malpighiales; Euphorbiaceae.
GUCAAUCGUCAUUUUUCCUUUUCACUUCGUUACUCCAUCUUUCUCUUUCUCUCUAUCUUAUAAAAGCAAAGAGUCGAUCGACCUCCUGUGUUAAACGCCAAUUCAACCAUAAAUUAAGAAAGACACAAGAAAAUGGAUAACGUUCGACAUAGAAGAACAAGCGAGAGAGAAAAUAGUCCCAACAGAGCCAAAGUAAGCAUACAAGUCCAGCCAAAGCAGGUCAAAUCUAUCAGAAAAAUUCAAGUUAUUUACUAUCUUUCUAGAAAUGGCCAUCUUCAACAUCCACAUUUCAUGGAAGUUACCCAUUUCGCCAAUCAACACCUUCGUUUGAAAGAUUUUAUGGAUCGGCUCACAGUUCUUAGAGGCAAAGGGAUGCCUUCUUUAUACUCAUGGUCUUGCAAAAGGAGCUACAAGAAUGGCUAUGUGUGGAAUGAUUUGGCAGAAAAUGAUAUUAUUUAUCCUUCUGAUGGAGCUGAGUAUGUUCUCAAAGGAUCUGAAUUAGUUGAAGGAUGUUCUGCAGAAAAGUUCCAAGAACUUCAACUAAGCAAUAAUAACAUACAACUAAUUCAAGAGCCCAAAUACCAUGCAAAACCAAAGCAACUCGGUCCGAGUCAACUCUGCACCAAGUAUGAGUUUGAAGAAUAUGAAGAAGAAGACCAAGAACAAGAAUCACAAGAAGAAUAUGAAGAUGAAGAGAAAACAAGCUACACAACCUCCACAACUCCUCACUCUCGUUGUUCUAGAGGUGUGUCUACUGAAGAGUUAGAAGACCAACAAGAAGCUACAAAAAACCCGAACUCAACUGAGCCAACUCAUCCCAACUCGUGCCCACCACCAUCAACCUCCUCAUCGAUAGUAAAUAAAAACAAGCAUCAAAACACAACUUCCAAACGAUUUGAAGAUGGUGACCCAAUUGCCACUGAGUCACCGCCGAGUCGUAACUCGGUCCUCCUCCAACUCAUCUCAUGUGGAAAUUUAGCUGUAGCUAAAGCAAAGGGUAAUAGUAAUGGACUGAGUUUAAAACAACCUGAAAAGAUGAAGAAAAAUGAUAUUGUGAUUAAAAGGAGUAGUGAAAGCAAUCUUCUUCAUAAAGGGGUUUUGUGUAAAAGUGCAAUGAGAGUUGGAGAAGAGGAAAUGAUGAUUAGUUGCAUGUCUGAAAAUCCUAGGUUUGGAAAUUUACAGGUGGAAGAGAAGCAGUAUUUUAGUGGUAGCAUUGUUGAGUCAGUGAGUGAGAACCGAGUUGCUGUUGAGUCCGCGUUGAAGAGAUCAAACUCGUAUAAUGAAGAAAGGAGCAAAAGGAAUGGAGUGAUGGAAGAAGCAGUACGAGAGGAAGACAUUAAAGAGGUGAAAGCAACAAAAGCCAAAUGCAUUCCUCUAAAGAAGGCUUCAUCUACAUUUUCUUGUUCAUCAUCUUCAAAACAAACCAAGAAAUAUUAAUGAUAUGCAAUAAAGGUUCCUUUGAGUGGGACUUGGUUGGUGCAGUAAUUAUUAGUUACUAUUUUACCUAAUUCUUGCUUUUGUUGUGCUGUGCAAAGUUGAAACCGAUGUUUGUGUAAAAUCUUGGAGUUGAGAAAAUGGGUAUGUUGAGAAUCUCUAUAAUAUCGUUGGAUUUGGUUGGAGAAGUCAUAUGCAUAUAAAGAGGCUAAUCACUCAUUAAUGUUUGUCUUGGAGUACUGCUUUAAUGUGAUUUUAAUGAUCUUCAUGAUUAAUAGCAUUUAAGAUUUGGAUGU